GAGAGAGAGCGAGAGCGAGAGAGAGAGAGAGAGAGAGAGAGAGAGAAAGCGAGAGAGCAGAAAAAAAGAGAGAAAGAGACCAGAAGGAUGGUGACCGGAGUAGGUACCACAAUGCCGACGGGCGGUGUCACCGUCGGCGCUACGCCGCCCGCGCAACACGUGCCUCAGGAGGCUGGUCAGCCGCCGGCGCAGACUACCCCGCCCGUGACGACUACGCGAAGAUCCAGCGAAAAUCGACGGAGCAAUAAGCCUAUUAUGGAGAAGAGACGUCGUGCUCGAAUCAAUAACUCUUUAAAUGACCUGAAGACUCUCGUAUUGGAUGCUAUGAAAAAAGACCCAUCAAGGCACUCGAAGCUCGAGAAAGCCGACAUUUUGGAAAUGGCCGUGAAACAUAUGGAAAACCUCCAACGGCAGUCGGUCGCUCUGACCGCAUCGGCGGAUCCGACCAUCCUGAAUAAAUUCCGCGCCGGUUUCACCGAGUGCGCCAGCGAGGUUGGCAAGUUUCCCGGGUUGGAUACUUCGGUGAAGCGACGUCUGCUGGCCCACCUGGCCUCGUGCAUAGGCCCGGCCGAUGCCAACAGCAACAACGGCCAAACGACGGCUCAACAGCCUGUCCAGCCGGCGCCACCGACGACGCAACUGCAAGUGCACAUCCUGCCGCAGGUCGACGCCACUCCGCGGAUCCAAGUGCAACAGUCGAACGGCAUAUUCUUCACCAACGCCAACGGCACCGGUCUGCAGUUGCUGCCGACCAGAUUGGCGAACGGCGACAUCGCCUUGGUGCUCCCGGCGGGAGCGAAGGCGACACCGGUUACGUCACCCUCCUCGUCACCUACGCCAACCUCACCGUUACCAACAUUAAUCCCCAUCCCCCAGCGAACGGCCAGCACAGCGUCAUCGUCCUCCUCGUCGUCCUCCACCAGCUCGACUUCCACGUCGGCGGCGAGCCCGGUAACGUUCGAGGCGUCGCCGGCGUCUUUCCGCGAUCAGUCGACCGGCUACAGUUCGGGCAACAGCCACAGAGACGUCGCGACGUCCCCGGCGAACGGCUACACGAGUGAUCUCGAGUUCGACCCGCGUAUCUGCAGCCCACCCCUUCAGAAACCCCUCGCUCUAGUGAUGAGAAAGAGCGUGGUGCAGCCGGUGGAGGGGAAACCAUGGAGGCCGUGGUAAAAGGGACAAUCGGGCGGUGAUCGAACUUUGUUUGAUUGUGCCGUGCGUGAUGAUAAGCCGAAGUGAUACCUGACACAAUCCCGACGUGUGACGGUCCGUCGACCGCGCGGCCGCGCUCGAGAAUUCGUUCGCCGUUUCAACGCGUGUUUCAACGCCCCGAUCAACGUAGCUGCGUGAACGGACUUUCGCGGAGGAAAGGAAACAUGUUCCUCAAUUACGUAGACCGUUGUAGACGCGGCUCCCCUCCCCCUCCCCCUCCCCCUCCCCUUUCCUCUGCUAUUCCGUUCGCGAAAGGGAGAACGUGACGACGACGCCGCCGCCGCCGCCGCUAAGUUAGAUGCGAUUAUUUCGCUGAGAGAGAAGACGCGAUUUCUUCCGCCCUGCCUGCCUGCCUUCCUUCCUUCCUUCCUUCCUUCCUUCCUUCCUUCCUUCCUUCCUUCCUUCCUUUCUUCCUUUCCUCCUUCCGACGAGCGUCCGCGUGCAGUCGGCCAGUAGCCAAUUGGUGGCAGUGUGCCUUAUCACUAGUGCCUUGUAAAUACGAUUCUUCCUUUUUAUUACGAUUCUUCUUUGCCGAAACGUGUGUCGGGCAGACAAGCGCAAAUGAUGUUCCUCCUCGAAUGGUGUCGCGACAUUUUUGCCUUUUGAUUCUUCGUCUCCUCUUUUUACUCCUCUUUCCCUCUUGUCCUACCGCGCCGCGUCCUACCGUCGCUAUCUCCCCCCUACUCACUAUUCGUCGAUCAUCGAUUGUGUAUAUAAAUUAUGCGAAUAUUAUAUUUUAAGUGCCUUACGCAACAAGAAUCACCGAGGUCUUCCAUUCUGUUUCUUGUACGUAAAACUCUAGCCGAGUUGUAUAUAUCGUGGUUGUAUAAGCGCGAAGAGGAAGCUCGUCGUCGUAGUCGAUAUAUAUGACUUAGACUCUAGGAUUAAGAAGUCGUGUGCAGAAU
This is a messenger RNA of Harpegnathos saltator (Jerdon's jumping ant), 2117 nucleotides long. RefSeq names its product bHLH transcriptional repressor hairy (gene hry). Gene Ontology annotation, molecular function: DNA binding; protein dimerization activity. Bases 88 to 1173 code for a protein of 361 amino acids. NCBI's taxonomy places the organism in Eukaryota, Metazoa, Arthropoda, Insecta, Hymenoptera, Formicidae. The record is from RefSeq and is a predicted model, not a curated record. Gene Ontology annotation, biological process: regulation of DNA-templated transcription. The transcript is spliced from 3 exons.